AUGGCCACAUCCUACACCCCGCACGCUCGGGACCAAACACUCCUCGAAGUGUACGACUACAUCAAUCAGGUGCCAGGCAAGGAUGUGCGUGGCCGCCUCAUCGACGCCUUCAACGCGUGGCUCCGCAUCCCGGCCGAUACGAUCGGCGUGAUCAAGGCGAUCAUCACGGAGCUGCACAACGCGUCGCUACUCGUCGACGACAUCGAGGACAACUCCACGCUCCGCCGGGGCAUCCCCGUGGCUCAUUCCAUCUACGGCGUGCCGACCACAAUCAACUCGGCCAACUACGUCUACUUUCUGGCGCUCGAGCGGUGCCACCAGCUGGGGAACCCGGCGGCGAUGAACAUCUUCGUGCACGAGCUGCUCAACCUGCACCGCGGGCAGGGGCAGGACAUCCUGUGGCGCGACAACCUCCGCUGCCCCACCGAGGAAGAGUACCGCCGCAUGGUGCUCGACAAGACGGGCGGCCUCUUCCGGCUCGCAGUCGGGCUGAUGCAGGCCUUCUCGGCGAGCGAGGUCGACUUCACGCCGCUCGUCAACCAGCUCGCUCUCUACUUUCAGAUCCGAGACGACCUGAUAAACCUGUCGAGCGACGACUACAUGGCGAGCAAGUCGUACGCCGAGGACCUCACCGAGGGCAAGUUCUCCUUCCCGAUCAUCCACUGCAUCACCUCGCGGCCCACACGCCGUAGAUGCCAACAAAAGGAAGUGCUGCUCGAGGUGGAGCGGCUCGGCGGGCACGAGGAGCUGGUGUCGCUCCUCGAGUACCUCGACCGGCAGGUGCGGACCUCGGAGCCGGCGGGCGGCGGCGCGGGCGGCGGCGCCCAACCGGCGUCCCCGCGGCGUGCCGCAGAGGCGGGAGGCGGCGGCGCGGCGGCGAGCGCGCCGAACGUCGAGCACCGCGUGGAUAGCCUGCUUGACGACUGGCCAGCUCGUGAGUGGACCUUCGACUCGCUGCGCAAACGUAUUGGCCAAGCGCUGGUCGACACAGGCUCAUCGACCGGCGGAGUUCCUUUCUACCUCGUCGCCGCCAACGCGCAGCGUGGGCGAUCUGGCACUGCGGAUCUGGCACUGUACGUCUUCGACUCGGACUUUAGCGCCGAUUCUGGCAAGUCCUGCCUUCUCGAAGACGUGGAUCGUCUGCCGACGCUCACACGAGGCAGCGUCUGCGAGGCGGGCGCGGCUGCCGAGCACGACGACCGACCUGUAUGGCGCUGGCUGCUUGCGGGCCCAGAGGGCUCUGGAACGCUCAUCCACCAGGAUCCAUGGGGCUACACUUCGUGGAACGCACUCUUCGUGGGCGACAAACGGUGGAUCCUCUUCCCGCCCUCGGUGCCACGCGAGACGCUCCACCCUCCGCGCACCGAUCUGAUCGGGCGCGCCGCUGCAUGCCUCGGGCUGCACUUGCCGCGCGGCGCGUGCGAAUUCAUGGACGAAGUGCUGCCAGCUCUCCGCGGCCAGGGCCUUGGCGAGGUCGACUUGGUGCAGCGGCCGGGCGAGGUGAUCGCGUUCCCUGCUGGCUGGUGGCACGCCGUCGUGAACCUCGACGCGACGCUGGCAUGGACGGAGAGCUUCAUGCGAACGCGCGACCUCGCCUCGAUCACGCAUGCCUUGCGCAGAGGCGGGUUGGGCGACUUUGCGAAUGUGGUGCAGGACGAGGCCACGGCCACCUCUGUGGUGCAGGACUUGCCGCUCGAAAGAAAAUGAAUUCGGGGCGGCACAGGGGCUCGCACAUGCACAUGCACAUGCUCAUGCGCAUGUCCCUAAAUCCCAUCUCGUCUCAGAGUUUGACCGUUUUAUUUAUUUAUUUGGGCUCGCUCUCGAAACUGUGAUCGUGAAUGU
Emiliania huxleyi CCMP1516 is the source of this 1842-nucleotide messenger RNA. Its product is annotated as Farnesyltranstransferase. The record is from RefSeq and is a predicted model, not a curated record. Gene Ontology annotation, molecular function: prenyltransferase activity. Gene Ontology annotation, biological process: isoprenoid biosynthetic process. The coding region runs from base 1 to 1707 and encodes 568 amino acids. Lineage: Eukaryota; Haptophyta; Isochrysidales; Noelaerhabdaceae. The transcript has 8 exons.